Molecule: messenger RNA, 438 nt
Organism: [Torrubiella] hemipterigena
Lineage: Eukaryota; Fungi; Ascomycota; Sordariomycetes; Hypocreales; Clavicipitaceae
Source: the annotation of a GenBank genome assembly
AUGGGUCGCGUUCGUACUAAGACCGUCAAGAAGUCCGCCAAGGUCAUCAUUGAGCGUUACUACCCCCGUCUCACUCUCGACUUCGAGGCCAACAAGCGUAUCUGCGAUGAGAUUGCCAUCAUUGCCUCCAAGCGCCUCCGCAACAAGAUUGCCGGCUACACCACCCACUUGAUGAAGCGUAUUCAGCGUGGUCCCGUCCGCGGUAUCUCCUUCAAGCUUCAAGAGGAGGAGCGUGAGCGUAAGGAUCAGUACGUUCCCGAGGUCUCUGCCCUCGACCCCUCGCUCAACGAGUCCGGUCUCCUCGAGAUCGACGUCGAGACAAAGGAUCUCCUCAAGCACCUUGGCUUCGAUGCCAUCCCCACCACCGUCAUCCCCGUCGCCCAGUCUCAGGGUACCGAGCGUGGCAACCGCAGAGGCGGCGACCGCCGCAGGGACUAA